AUGCAAAACAACUUUAUAGCAGAGUAUCUUGCCUACCGAGAUCUAUAUCUAGACAUCAUCCUGGAAUCAGAACAAUUUAUCCGUGCUGGCCCCUGCGAGACUUGCCGAAGUGCUGAGGCCAUAUUCAGUUGUUCGACUUGCACUGGAGACCAUGGCUGGUGUUGCCCUUGCAUGAUCAAGUUGCAUCAGUCAUUACCUUUUCACAAAAUCCAAUUGUGGAUCGGGAAGUGCUUCGAGGAUGUCACUCUAGCUGACCAGGGUUUUAUAUGGUACUUAGGACACGGUGGAGAGUCUUGCCCUUGGUAUGAAGCUUCACAACUUUGUGACCAGGAGGUUGACACAUUGCCCCAUGAUACCACCCUGGUCACUAUUGUACAUUCUUCUGGGGUGUUCACGCAUAAUAUAGCAUGGUGUCAUUGCCAGGGAUCCGAUUCCGAACAGCAUCUACAGCUCCUAAGAGCUGGACUAUUUCCUGCCAGCUCCACCCGUCCCAAGACUGCUUUUACCUUCGAGGUGCUGGAUCAUUUUCUCAUUGACGCCUUGGAAUGCAAAACCUCCGCGAGGAGCUUCUUUGAGAAACUCACAAGGUUGACUAAUAAUGCAUUCCAGGAUACUGUCCCAGAUCGGUACCGUGAACUCAUGAGAGUAUCCCGACUGUGGCGGGACUUAAAGAACCGAAAAUGGUUUGGAUUCGGCCACAAUGUGGAAUCAGGGCCUGGCCCAGGAGAUCUGGCUCUCUUCUGCCCUUCGUGUCCACAGCCGGGAAUCAAUAUGCCUUUGCUGUGGGAGCAGAAGUGGCUAGUUAUGAGGAGAUUGGUAGUUGAUGGAAACUUCACUGCUCAGCAUAUGAACAUGCGUGAGCCUGAAUUAGACAUCUUCCUCUCAGAUGGUUCAGGUUACAUGGUAACCGAUGCUGAAUAUCAAGCUCACUUGAGCUCAGCAAUGGAAAGCAAAGAGAGGUCCACAUGUAGCAACCAUCGGGCAGUCAAUGCAGCAAAUGCAAACCGGAGCAACCUUCGAGCCACUGGGGUGGGUGCCACAGCUUGUGCUAGGCAUGGAUGUUUUGUUCCACACUCUGUAGUAGACUUCCAGAAGGGUGAACGGCAAGUCUUCUUUGAUUUAUUAUAUUACUCCAUAUGUGAGGGUAUUAAGCACUCUGGGGACCGAAUUGAUACCUCUCUCGUCAUUUAUGAUGUGGGGUGUCAGUGGAACCUUCACUUUGCAGAGCGUGUUGACAACUGCCCUGCCCUGACGCUCCCUGACAAUGUGGAGAUUAUAGCUGCUGUAGGGAAAUUUCAUCUCAGCGCUCAUAAACUAGCUUGUUUUGCUAGAUACAGCCUGAACUUCAUUGUUGGAGCUGCCCAGGUUGAUGGCGAAAUCAUGGAGACACUCUGGGCUCCCUUCAAUAAGAUAUCCCCAACAGCCCGUUCCAUGAGUCAAGCCCACCGUCAAGAAAUCCUUGAUGACCAUAUGCGGAACUCGAAUUGGAAAAAACUUGUUGGUAUCAUUAAGACCCUGUUACGAAAGUACAAACGUGCGGAUAAGGGCAUUGAUGACACAAGGAUUCCAUUUGAAGAUCUUACGAAAUCUUUGGAUGUCAACAAAGUCAGCUUGUGGGAAAGUGAUGAGAAACAAGCAAUGGAGCUGAGGGGGGAGCAUCUCGACAUAUACCAUCUAAGAAUAGAUAAAGCACCAACAAUGGCAGAAAUACGGCUUAAAUUAACCGAAACCGAAUAUGCUGAUACUGGCAAAUUGGGAUCGGUAUCUUGGCUUAUUGAAGGUAUCAAUUUGGAGGAUGCACAGGAUGCAUUGCGAGUAGAUAUUCGGCAGCUUCCCCAAGAUGCAUCUGCUACUCAAAAGGCUGUGGUGGCAGAGAAACGUCAAAAAUUAGCUGUCCGGAUCUCAAAAUAUCACGAAAAAACUGAUGCCAUGACGCAAGGCAUCGAAUUAAACUCAGGUACAAUGCCCAUGGAUGACAUCAGGUUUUGCACAGCAGAUACCGAGGAGCUAGGGCAAGAAGUUGGAGAUGUUGAGUUUACUUCAGAAGAGAUCGGUGAUGAAGUUCCUGCAGAAGUGAUGGGUAUUUGGAUGCCGUCAUCAAUAUCACACCAGGAUGCUCUAGCCCUUGACUUGGGUGCUCUGCGGAGCGAAGAACUCCAGUUACGGCAGGGUCAGGCAAAUGAUUGCCUAGAAAGGUUACGGCAGGCCCUUGGUCAUAAAGCAAUCAUUUAUCGGCAACACUUCCGGAGUUCGGAUUCUACCUGGGUGGGCACCAGGUCAAAGCAAGAGGCUUUUCGGUGCCGAAUAAAAAUAGAUAAGUGUGUUCGAAGUUAUCAAAGGGCAAGGGAUGCCAUGGGGAGACUAGGGGUGGAUGAAGAAACUCUCAGGAAUGUUUAUCAACAAAUUCAGCCCAACCAGCUCACCGUAAACCAGGAAGUGACAGAGGAGAAUAGAUAUGGUCAGGGAUCAGACAGACUAGCUUGGUUUUGGAGGGUCAACAAUGGUGGUGAUGUUCACCAAGACUUGUGGAUGGAUGAAUUCUACAGGGUCAAUUGGUUAAAAGCUAAGGCUAGGUGGCAAAGGUGGGAGGAGGAAUUAAAUUUGGUUCGGCAUGAGAUGGGUUGGACGGUUGGCUGGUUUAGGCACAAGAUGGGUGAAUGGGACAAAAGAUAUCAACAAGCCACAAGGCUUGGGCAUCAAGCUUAUGCACAACGGCAGGUGCUCUUAUGGGAAAGAUUUGUGCUCAAUGCAGAGAAUUCAUUCAAGGACAAGAUGAUUAUGGUAUCUUAA
This is a messenger RNA of Suillus plorans, 2790 nucleotides long. RefSeq lists its product as uncharacterized. NCBI's taxonomy places the organism in Eukaryota, Fungi, Basidiomycota, Agaricomycetes, Boletales, Suillaceae. The coding region runs from base 1 to 2790 and encodes 929 amino acids. The transcript has 9 exons. The record is from RefSeq and is a predicted model, not a curated record.